GUGGUUAGCCUAUAGCGACGAGAUGACAAACGGCAUCAGCUACAGCUUUCUUAUGGGAAGAUGAUGUUAAACUUUGUAUGUAAUCUGCCUGCUCUGCGGGGGCUCACAAGGGGCGCGAACUCAUCAGCAGAUAGUACUCACUCUGUCAUUUGUUUAAAACAAGAGUCGUUGGUUUCUUGAAUUCUAAGGCCUGCCAGAAGUGCCUCCAGCAGAUAACUAUUGAGAAAGCAGCGCUCUCUUUAAUUAUGUCAUAGGCCUUGGAGUCACAAGAAACUAACACUGGUAAGUGCGUGCUGCUCUCUGUUGAUACACAUCUGUGCAACACCUACAACUGUCGUGCCCUCCCUUCUUCUGUUGUACAACUGUCGUGUCCUCCCUCCCUCUGUUUUGCAACUGUCGUGUCCCUUCUUCUGUCGUACAACUGUCGCGUCCCCCCUUCUUCUGUAAGUAUCUCCCAGAGUAGUACCGAGUCCCUUAUGGCUGCUGGAAGUGACUCGGAGCUACUCUGUGUGGACGGUAUGGUAGAAGUGAAGAAUAGCAAAAAAUACUUCCUUACAGUAUUUUUUACUUUGAAAGGCAGGCACUUCCGUAGGAGGAGAGCCCUGCUCACAUCACAGCUUUCUUUCUGCGAAGGCUAACUUGCGUAGCAGAAAGAAGGUCCACUGCGUUAGCUUAGCUGUAUCGUCCAACUUGGUAAGGCCAGGAGAUGAUCGCCUUAUUUCUCGAGAAGGGUGCGAGAAUGCUGCGAGAAGAAUAAGUGGAUCCAACUUAGCUACGGGCCGACUAUUAAGUGGAUCCAACUUAGCUGCGGGCCGCCUAAGCUUCUCUGAGUGGGUCCCCCAACUUGCUUCUCUGAGUGGGUCCUUCAAGAACUUGUUAAGGCCAGGCGAUCCCGGUCGCGUUCCUUCUCUGAGUGGUUGAUCGAUCCAUCCAGACCACGAGAAGGGCCUCCAACAUCACUGACAGUUACCGAUGAGUUCGCAUAUUACCCUGUAGUAACUACAGUCCGUGUAGUAGCUACUAAGUUGUCAGCCCCUGCGCCUUUCUUCAUCGUGGGCAACUUCGUCAUAGAUUCAUAUUUGAAAUUAAAAAAACGAUGAUAUUUUUUUGAUGUUGUUUGAAAGAGAGACAAAAGGACACUUAUUCUUCAUCUCCCACUAGUAGAAGAGAUGUAGGGUCACUUAUUUUUUUCGAAAUUUUAUAAGGCUAGACCGGCGCUUACAAGACGAGAGCACGAGGACAACAAAACUCAUUUUCAUGGGGACAUCAGCUCAACUCCUUUUUCCACGUACUCGCAGUUGUUGGGCAAAUUGAUAUGGGUUGUAGACUUCAAGUGUGGUCGUGGUAAAACUAGUAGUAGAGCUGGAGGCGUUCUUGUUGUUGUUCUUGUUUUCAUCUUUUUCAACUUCUACAUGGGACCCGAUUGAUGUAGUGUUCCUGGAUCCUUCUUCAACUGCAAGGGAUUCUCCUACAAGGGAUUCUCAUUCUCCUGUAGCGAUCCCGGAAUAAUAUCAUGAAAAAAGCCCUUUCCUC
Amoebophrya sp. A25 is the source of this 1533-nucleotide messenger RNA. NCBI's taxonomy places the organism in Eukaryota, Dinophyceae, Syndiniales, Amoebophryaceae. The record is from the annotation of a GenBank genome assembly.